This is a messenger RNA of Ylistrum balloti, 1600 nucleotides long. RefSeq lists its product as uncharacterized. Lineage: Eukaryota; Metazoa; Mollusca; Bivalvia; Pectinida; Pectinidae. Bases 14 to 1222 code for a protein of 402 amino acids. The record is from RefSeq and is a predicted model, not a curated record. Gene Ontology annotation, cellular component: membrane. The transcript is spliced from 6 exons. Gene Ontology annotation, biological process: positive regulation of cell population proliferation; positive regulation of protein autophosphorylation. Gene Ontology annotation, molecular function: growth factor activity; growth factor receptor binding.
CGUUACAGAAAGGAUGUGGAAGAUGGAAUAUACGUGGUAUUUGUUUUCACUUCUGACACUAAUAGACAACUGCAAUGGAAUAUUGUCAGCGGACGAAUUCAGGAAAACUGCCUUCACUAUCAAGUCUACCGAAGAGUUCUUCGACAAGUGGGUCAGGUUGAAUGGAUCACGAAUAAACAUCACCAGUCUUACCGGAGAAACAGGAGAGACAGGAGAUAAGAUCUUAGUUGGAGGAGAGGAGAUCAGGAUGGCAGAGUUUGACCGCUGUAGCCCGCGAAAUACAACAGAGUAUUUCGGACAGCAUAAUUACGAUCCGUCUGUCAUGUAUUGGCCCCCUUGUACCAGGACAAAGAAGUGUGGAGGGUGUUGCACCAACAGCAUGAUGACGUGUGUGCCCGUUAUUGUAACAAGCAAGAUUCUACAGGCGGCAAAGACUCGUCUUCCAAGCCCAGGAUCACCUUUUUUCGAAUUCGUUGGCAUGGAGACACAGUUGGUAGAAGACCACAUUGCAUGUGAACCUCGUUGCAGUAUACAUCCAAGUGACUGCAAUGUCAUGCAGGAGUUCUCAGAGCUCGACUGUAAAUGUUUAUGUCGAAACUACCAGAGCUGUUCUGAUGUCCACUACUUUGACGAGACGCAAUGUGAAUGUCUCUGCAACAAAGUAGAAACGUGCACCGGUGCCCAUUUUAUCUUCGAUGAACGUUUCUGCAGAUGUCGCAUGAUGACAGCACUUGAGAUCAAUCAAGUCCUACUGGCUGGAGGUUUGACUAAUGAGGAGAUAAUAGAAAUCAUGAAUGCAAACCGAGUCACGGCUACCUCGCAGAAGAUCACGAACAAUUCCACGGGUACUCCUCAAGUAACCAACAAGGGAACCACUACCAUUUCUUCUACCACUACUCCGGAACCUACCACUACUCCAGAACCUACCACUACGACCACUGAAACCACUACGACAACCACCACGACAACAACACCACCUCCCACCACAACCACCACAACGCCAGCCACCACCACCACCACCACCACAUUCAGACCUCUCAGUCUAGAAGAGGUGUGCGACCGUAAGCAGUGCCGAAUUAACGAGUCACCAGUAUUGUUAUCGAAUGGCAUUUGUCACUGUAUGCUGAAGUUUUUUAAUUCCAUCAGUUUGCACAACUUGGGCGGCCUUAGGUACCGAAGAGAGCUGACCCGGAGACGGAGGGCUGCGCGGCCAUAUCAUUAGUUAUUGCUGCCUGGAACAUGUGAGAUGUUGUAGUGCUUAAACAUUUGUGUGAAUAUACAUUCCAUAAAACGGAUGGCUUCAAUGGAUUCCAAACUUUGAUGAAAAGUAUUGUGUUAUGUUGGUUCCGGCGACUAAGGCUGUGAUUUCCCGUCUGCUAUGUCGUUUAGUGGGACUCGAGUAGUUCCAAUAUUUUUAUUUUCGUAGGUUUGUGGAUAUUUGUUUUUAUCAGAUUUACUGUAAACAUUAAAAAAUAACCAUGUCACAACCAUAUACAGAAGUAGUGUCUUCUGAACAAUUGAGGUAGUAUACCGGUGUUUUGCCUACUGGUUUAGUCAGUUUGAUUUACGUGGUCACCAUUACUAAAUUAUUAUCCAUCUA